AUGAAGCACUCAAAAGUCGUUGUUAUUGGCUCCGGGCCCGCUGCGCACACAGCGGCCAUUUAUCUCUCCCGCGCUGAAUUGAAGCCCGUGCUCUAUGAAGGAAUGAUGGCCAACGGCACUGCCGCAGGCGGCCAACUCACCACCACGACAGAUAUCGAGAAUUUCCCCGGCUUUCCAAAUGGCAUUGGCGGCUCCGAACUCAUGGAUAACAUGCGCGCCCAAUCCGUCCGUUUUGGCACAGAGAUCAUCUCUGAAACCGUCUCUCGCGUCGACCUCUCCUGCCGCCCCUUCAAGCUCUGGAAAGAAUUCUCCGAUGGCCCCGACGACGCGCCUGCGCACACGGCAGAUGCGCUAAUUAUAGCCACGGGUGCCAAUGCGCGCCGUCUCGAUUUGCCCGGUGAACAGCAGUAUUGGCAGAAUGGCAUCAGUGCAUGUGCGGUUUGUGACGGAGCCGUGCCUAUUUUUCGGAACAAGCCGUUGUUUGUGAUUGGCGGCGGAGAUUCGGCGGCAGAGGAGGCCAUGUUUCUUACAAAGUAUGGUAGCAAGGUGACGGUGUUGGUGAGACGGGAUAAACUGCGCGCGAGCAAGACGAUGGCGAAGAGGCUGUUGGCCAAUCCUAAGGUUGAGGUGAAGUUCAAUACGGUUGCGGUGGAGGUGCAAGGGGAGCCCGCGCCAAGGGGGCUCAUGACACAUUUGAAGAUUAAGAAUGUGGUGUCCGGAGGUGAGGAAGUUGUACCAGCCAAUGGCCUCUUCUAUGCGGUGGGACAUGAUCCUGCGACAGCGUUGGUGAAGGGACAGAUCGAGACAGAUGCGGAAGGCUAUAUUGUUACGAAGCCAGGGACGAGCUAUACGAGUGUUCCUGGCGUGUUUGCUGCUGGCGAUGUGCAGGAUAGGAGAUAUAGGCAAGCUAUUACAAGUGCCGGAUCUGGUUGCAUCGCUGCGCUCGAAGCUGAAAAGUACAUUGCAGAGUCGGAAGGGGGAGAUGAGCCUCCUCUCGUUGCCACAUCCAUCGAACAAUCUAACCAAGGGGAGAAUGCUCCUCCGACAUUGGAGUAUACAUCCAAUCCCCUACUGUAA
Molecule: messenger RNA, 1077 nt
Organism: Paracoccidioides brasiliensis Pb18
Product: thioredoxin reductase
Exons: 3
Coding region: 1-1077 (358 amino acids)
Biological process (GO): removal of superoxide radicals
Cellular component (GO): cytoplasm
Molecular function (GO): thioredoxin-disulfide reductase (NADPH) activity
Source: RefSeq, a predicted model, not a curated record